AUGAUUCACGCGUUUGCCCCCAACUCUCACGCUACCGCGACACGACUCAAGGACCCUCCUUGGAACAACAUCUGUCAACAACCCACGCUCAUUGCCAGUCGUCCACAUUACGCCAAGCGUGCUUCUCAUUCAACGACACAACUACAGCAAUGCAUUCAAAACGUCCUCAACGUGUUAGACGAUCGUGCCAUUGUCUUGACUCUCUCUGCCAACUUUGCUUCGGCCCUUCGAGAUGCGUCUGCCAUGCAAGAACUCGCGCCAUUGUCACCUCUUGGCUAUUUACGUGCAGUCGCCAUUUACAGCGAACAAGGUAGACAACGAGCUGUUGUGAAUGUUUGCAACAAGGGACUCAGUGUUGUUGAUACCAAGGGUCCUGGAUACAGCAAGCUUGAAGAGGCCAAAACGGUUGCCAUGCAACGUGACGCCUGUCGCGUUGACUUUGUCGGCCAACUCCCACUUGAGAUGGUGAUGGAUGUGCUUUUCCCGAUGUUGGGUUAUGAUGGAAGAUUGGACGGCAAGAAGGGAUGUCCCUAUUUGGAUGUGUCAAAGACGUGGUUGGACCGUGCCCUUCAGACAGCUGGAGGAGGAUUGCAUUUCAACAUAGCCGACCAGUGCUCCAUCACCGAGGCUGUUCGAUAUGCUCAGCAUACAAAGACAAUACACAUUGAAAACAGCUCUCAGGGAUUAUGGCUAUGUUAUUUCUUUCAGAAGCGUGCAAACUUUUGCUCUUUACAGGAGUUGACGAUUAAAGGUCUCAAGGGUUACACCGCUUUGCAUGACCUUGUUUCAUCAUUUAAAGCCGUCAGCAAUACUUUGACUCAUUUGACUAUUUGGAAACCGACCAUGGGAGCAUUUCAGCCAAUACAUCCUCUACAUGUAGCAGACAUCUUGAUCAAUUGCCCCCAUUUGGUGAUGUUGGAUAUUGUUUAUCGAUUCGAUGCCGACUUCAGCGCUGUCCCAUUGACAAAAACAUGGCCGCAACUCACAACUUUAUCACUGAACUGUCGAAACAGCGUCAUUUUCAAUGGCCAAUUCGUGGAAAUCUUGAAACGACUUCCUUCACUCAAAAAGCUUAUGCUUACUGCAUGCAUUGAAACACAACCCAUGACAAUGAUCCAACACUAUUACCCUUCCAUGAUAGCUCUGCAACUCAAGGCAAAAUACAAAUCCGCAUCAUCAUCAUCAUCAUCAGAACGACUUGAACAGCAACAUCAGGAUCGGUGGAUGAGAGCAGGACGUGGUGGAUUGGAGGAAAUAUCGUUUUCAGGAGAUACACGAGACGGCGACACUUGGAUACACAUGAAGCGCAAUAUGCUACAGCAACAUCACAAUCUUGUUCACCUCGAGUUGAAUUUGGAUUAUGCUGGCAAUAAUGAUGAUGACCUUUUCAACGUGGAAUUUCCUUGUCUUAAAACACUCGCUCUUCAAUGUCGUGGUUCGAGCAAUGCUUGCUUUGGAUGGUGGAUUAUGGGGAAGGCACCGCUUCUUGAGGAAUUGAGCAUUACUACAUGGGCUAUUGAAUCGUAUCCUGCCCUAGACGAUUUCACACCACCACACUCUCUAAGGAAACUAGUAAUGAAUGUACGUCAUACCGGCACACAUGAUCGCCCCAUGGCGAUCGAGGGAUUCCUCCACCAGUUUUCGCAACAAAAGGAAAAGUCUUCUCUAAAGGAGCUCAAGAUACAUUACGAUGAUGGCAAUCGGGAAAUUCCUGUCACCCAUGUUGCUGCUAUUUGCAGUUUGAGAACCGUUCAGCAUUUGACAAUAUCGUAUUCCCUACUAUGGAAGCAAUCGAAAAUGGAUUAUUUUACAAAGAUGCUUGCGGAAGGCUGCCCAAAUUUAAUAUCUCUUGAAUUGAUUGGCCCCGGGCAUCCGUCUGCUUAUGCGAUCAAUCUCUUGAAACGUCUUCAACAUUUGCGUCACCUCGCUUUUCACAUGGAUAGCACUGAUCAAUAUCGCGACUUUUGGUAUGCUUUUCGAACAUUUCCACAGCUCAAGUUUAUUCGGAUCCUCUCAGCGGGUGGUAUGGCGAAUCCCGAGUUUGUCAGCUAUCUCAAAGGUCUCAGACCGGAUAUCAAAGUUACGACUUAA
Lichtheimia ornata is the source of this 2091-nucleotide messenger RNA. RefSeq lists its product as uncharacterized. Bases 1 to 2091 code for a protein of 696 amino acids. Lineage: Eukaryota; Fungi; Mucoromycota; Mucoromycetes; Mucorales; Lichtheimiaceae. The record is from RefSeq and is a predicted model, not a curated record. The transcript has 2 exons.